Coregonus clupeaformis (lake whitefish) is the source of this 515-nucleotide messenger RNA. RefSeq names its product formin-2-like. The annotation marks the transcript as partial. The record is from RefSeq and is a predicted model, not a curated record. Gene Ontology annotation, molecular function: microtubule binding; actin filament binding. Lineage: Eukaryota; Metazoa; Chordata; Actinopteri; Salmoniformes; Salmonidae. The transcript has 5 exons. Gene Ontology annotation, biological process: actin nucleation; cortical actin cytoskeleton organization; actin filament network formation. Gene Ontology annotation, cellular component: cytoplasm; actin filament; cytoskeleton.
CCAUCCUGCACCUGGACAAUACUGUGGUGGACCUGGAGACUCUACAAGCCCUCUACGAAAACAGAGCACAACAGGAUGAGAUGGAGAAGAUUGAUAAGCACAUCAAGUCAUCUAAGGACAAGGACAACGCCAAACCACUGGACAAGCCUGAGCAGUUCCUGUCCCAGUUACAUCAGAUCCCCAACUUCUCAGGCCGGGUGUUCUGUAUCCUGUUUCAGUCCACCUUCUCUGAAUGGAUCUCCUCUAUCCUGCGCAAACUGGAGAUCCUGCAGAGAGUGUGCACGACCCUGCAGAGUGGCCAGUGUGUGAUGCAGGUGCUGGGUCUGGUCCUGGCCUUCGGUAACUUGAUGAAUGGUGGCAACCGAACCAGAGGACAGGCUGACGGCCUAACCUGGGAUAUCCUGCCCAAGCUGAAGGAUGUCAAGAUAAGCGAUAACACACGGAGUCUGCUGGCCUACAUAGUAGCUUACUAUCUGAGACACUUUGACCAGGUGGGUUGGAUCCUGUUUAUCUGA